GGAGAAGCCGAACCUCGCCGCUCCGUCAGAGCCACCAAGGGCCAGCAUACCAAGGCCUUUGACGAGCUGGAGGCCCCCGUGCCGAAACGUCGACAGACCAAGAAGAACAAAAAGGCGCAGGCGCAGGAGAAGGAACAGUCGCAGGAGCCCGACGAGGUGAUCCGCUGCGUGUGCGGCGCCACCGAGCAGGACGAAGACUCCAACGAAGCCUGGAUCGCGUGCGAGACGUGCCUGGUGUGGCAGCACAAUGUCUGCGUUGGCGUGAGCUCGUACGAAGACGAGAUUCCCGAGCACUACUGGUGUGAGCAGUGCAAGCCCGAGAACCACCGGGAGCUGCUGGACGCCAUUGCCCGCGGCGAGAAGCUGUGGGAGGAGCGGCGAAAGGCGCACGAGGAGGAGGCCGAGCGGAAGAAGAAGCGCGGCGGCCGCAAGAAGGGCAAGCGAGGCAGCGAUAUCCGGGAGGAAGCCGACAGGGACGCGGCUCAGGCCAAGGCGUCGCCGACCCCGGAUGCGGUCGCAAGAGAGAAGAAGGACGUGACGGGCGUGGCCAAGCAGGGCAAGCGAAAGGCGAGAGAGGACUCGCAGGAUGGAGACGGAAAGACCACCAAGAUGCGACGUGUAUCAGAGGACGAGGCCGUGGCUUCGGCUUCGGCUUCUGCUUCCGCCUCCGCCUCUGCCGCCGCGUCUCCCCAGGUCAAGUACACGCCUCCACCAGACUUGACGCCGUCCAUCCAGGAGCUCCCCGGCACGCGAGUCGGCCCUGCAAAGGCGCUGAAGAAGUCGCUGGCCCAUGUCAUUACAUCCCUAUCCAAGAGCGGCCACAUCCAACUACCAGCGGAUGAAAGCGCAGAAUCCCUCGCCGAAAAGUAUGCGCUUCAGAUCGAGCGCGCCGUCUUCGACACGCACCCGCUUUCCAAAGGCCAGAAGGAGUACAGCCAGCAGAUAAAGUCGCUGACGUUCAACCUCAAGAACAACCCCGAGCUGUUCCAGGGCCUUUGGGCGCACGAGCACUCGCCCAUGACGCUCGCCGUCAUGACGUCGGAGCAGCUCGCCUCGUCUGAGCUGCAGAGGCAGACUGCAGAGAUGAAGGCCAGGGCCGAGAAGCAGUCCAUCCUGUACACAUCCGACACAGGGCCUCGGGUGAGACGCACGCACAAGGGCGAAGAAAUCGUCGAAGACGACAGCCUCAUCAGCAGCGAUGCACCCAUGCCAUCUGCCGGGGGCCCCCGUGCGGGAGGUGAGGAGAAACAGGGCCAGGCGGAGCGAGAACGACAGCAGCAACAGCAGCAGCAGUACCAGCAGGGGCAACAAACGCAUCAACACGUUAAGCGCGAGUCGAUCGGAGGAGGAGAGCUGGGAGGAGAGCACUCGCCCACCCAGUCGAAUUUCGACAUUGGCAAGGUCUUCUCCGCCGUAAAGUCCCCUACGGCUGCUCACCGUCGCCGGCCUUCCGCGCCGGUCUUGACCACAAAUGGCCCUGGCUUCGACCCCGACGUCGACAGGAUGCUGCAGGACGAGAACGAGUCGCCCCCUUACUCACCCACAGAGGAAACCUCGGAUCCCGAUGUCGUCUGGCGCGGCUCCCUGGCGAUGAGCUCCAUUGCCGACUUCGAGGCUACGGCCAAGCACAUCGGAGGCGCCAACUUUGCCUCGUUUGGCCCCUGGUCGAAGCUGAUCCCGCGUCAGAUGACAGUGGCCGGCCGCAUCCCUCAGCAGGCCGCCAUCGAGUACUUGUGCAGUCUGCGAUACAGCAACCUGACCGAUAUCAUCGUUGUCAACAUCACGCCCACAUCGCCAGACGCUAAGCAGGAGUUCAACAACCUCAUCAACUACUUCGUCAGCAAGAACCGAUAUGGCGUCGUCGGCAAUAAGGUCGCCGGCAACGUCCGGGACACGUACCUGGUGCCUGUUCCUGCAGGUGAAGACGGCCACCCCGAGUUUAUGCUGAACCUAGUGGACAACUACAUUCCCAAGUCGAGGCCUGAGCCUCUGCUGCUGGCCGUCUUUGUCUACCGCAACGAGCCAGACCAGCUGAAGCAGCUUCUUAACAACGAGGCGGCUAUUGCUGCUGCUGCGUCGUCUGCGACGUCGACGAGUCAGAGUCACGCGAAUUCCCAAGCUCCGCCACCUCCUGCUCCUACGCCAGCCGGAUACAGCCAGCGAAGCAACUCGAUUUCAGGCCCGGCCUUUUCACCCGCCACGCCUCAGAUAGCCUCCUCCCCGUUCCCCAAUGCGCCUCCCCCCAACGGCCACGGACAGUCUGCUACGCCGGUUCCCGUCCCUCAGGUGCCGCAUCACAACCGCCCUGCCCCUCCCCAUAAUGCGCAGGUACCGUCAUCAGCGUCAUCCCAGACAACGCCCCCUAUGCAGCAGCAACAGCAGGCACCGGACGACCAGAGAAAGCAAGCCCAGCAGGAUGCAGGGGUGAUCACCGCGAGAGAAGUGCUGGGGCCCCUUAUCAGCGUGCCUACUGUGCAGUUCAUUCUCCCGCAGGCGUAUCAAAUGACGAGACGGGAGUGGGAGGUCAUCAAGGUCAUUAUCGAAAGAGAUCCGCGCGCUAGAGACGACUUGAAAUAUUUGGCCGAUCUACUGGAAAAGGAAGGGACUGCUGGAGGA
Trichoderma citrinoviride is the source of this 2616-nucleotide messenger RNA. RefSeq names its product SPOC-domain-containing protein. Lineage: Eukaryota; Fungi; Ascomycota; Sordariomycetes; Hypocreales; Hypocreaceae. Gene Ontology annotation, cellular component: nucleus. The record is from RefSeq and is a predicted model, not a curated record. Gene Ontology annotation, molecular function: RNA polymerase II transcription regulatory region sequence-specific DNA binding. Gene Ontology annotation, biological process: transcription elongation by RNA polymerase II; transcription antitermination; DNA-templated transcription. The annotation marks the transcript as partial. The transcript has 2 exons.